Molecule: messenger RNA, 1915 nt
Organism: Musca vetustissima
Lineage: Eukaryota; Metazoa; Arthropoda; Insecta; Diptera; Muscidae
Gene: Bulli
Product: regulator of MON1-CCZ1 complex
Exons: 6
Coding region: 14-1915 (633 amino acids)
Biological process (GO): regulation of autophagy
Cellular component (GO): Mon1-Ccz1 complex; lysosomal membrane; late endosome membrane
Molecular function (GO): protein binding
Source: RefSeq, a predicted model, not a curated record
GAAAAACAGAACAAUGGAACAAUCAGUCCAUUAUAUUGAGCUAUCGAAAAAUCCAAUACGUUUCGAUGCUGUUAGCCAGUUGACCAAUGUUUUCUUCGAUGAUUCCAAUAAGCAGAUCUUUGCAGUACGCUCGGGAGGUGCAACGGGUGUUGUGGUCAAGGGUCCCACAGAGGAUAAAGUCAUAUCGUUUUGUAUGACCGAUCGCGGAGCGAUACGUUCUAUAAAAUUCUCACCCGACAAUCAAAUAUUGGCCGUACAAAGACGUGAAAAUUCCGUGGAAUUUAUUUACUUUCAUGGUGAUCAACCACAACUGCAGAAUAUCAUAGUACAUCAGGUGAAAGCCUUGGUAUAUGGCUUUGUGUGGGUUCACAAUCGUGAAUGUGCCUUGAUAUCGAAUUCCGGCGUUGAAAUAUUUACGGUGAUACCAGAGAAGUCCCAAGUGAAGUCGAUAAAAUCAAUGAGUUUAAGUAUUAAAUGGUUUGCCUGGUGUUCGGAAGCAAAUAUUGCGGUACUGUGUACCACGGACAGUCAAAAUUCAUUGAUACCGGUGUUGAUCAAACAAAAAUCCAUUACGAAAUUACCAAAAUUAGAGUUGGGCAGUGGCAGCCGUGAAAUACAAGAGAGCAAGGUGACAUUGGGACAAAUCUAUGGUGUCAUGGCUGUUUUGAUAUUGCAACCCAGUAGUUCUGGCAUGAUUGAAGUGGAAGUCUACCUCUUAAAUGGCCCUGGCCUGGCUCCGCGUAAAUGUCAUGUCUUACGUCUUGGUCUUGUGGGACGUUUUGCAAUAAACACUGUCGACAAUCUCAUAGUAGUACAUCAUCAAGCAUCGGCCACAUCACUGCUAUUCGAUAUAUCUUUAAGCGGUGAAGUUUCCAAUGAUGUUACCUAUCACAAACCCAUAACAGCUGGCCGCUCCAUACGGCCAUUUGCUUUGAAAUUACCCAGCCUUUUGCCGGAUGGACAAAUUUUACAAUGUGAAUUAUACUCGACCAAUUGGGUUCUGUUUCAACCGAACAUUGUUAUUGAUGCCAAAUUGGGUUGUAUGUGGUAUUUACAUUUGGAUAUUGAAUCACUGUGUACUUUGAUAUCGGAUCGUAUUCGCCUCACCGAAUUUCUGUUGCAGCGAAAUAAUGGCAAGGUGGCAUUGUUGCGCGUCAUUCGCACCUUGGUCAAUGAACAGUAUAAUGGCUCGUUUCUACCCGUACUGGAGACAAUUUUCAAUAAAAUCAAUAAGGUUUAUGCCUCCUGGUUACAAUUGGAAUUACAAAAUCAAACCGCCCAACCUUCAAAUGUCAAAACAACACCCAAACUACCGGCACCACCCAAAGUAUUAAUCGAACAAUGUGAUAUGCAUAGUCAGGUCUUCCAAUCGAUUGCCGAGAAGCCGCAAUGUGAAACCAUUCUCCUGCUCUAUUUGCAAUCGCUGUGUCAACAUAACAUUUCAGCCCAAGAAGAUUUAAGUAAAAUGAUAAUCAAUGAAUUGAUACGUAACAAAAGUUUCGAUACGUUGCGUCGUUUGGUCGAAUAUUCCCUACUGAUGGAAUCAAAAGCUAUUGCCUGUUAUCUACUAUCACAUUCGAAUGAAGAUUGUGCAGUAUCUCAAGUUGCCUUAGAUAUGUUGAAUAAAAUUAAAGCAUAUGAAAUAGCCAUCGAAGUAUUGCUGGGUCAGGGUCGGGUAAUUGAUGCAUUACGUUUGGCCAUUAAUAGCACUGAAGCAGAACGUAUAUCGGCUAGAAAAUUUCUGGAAGCUGCUUUGAAAACUAAAAAUGAUAUUACCUUUUAUAAUGUCUAUAAAUAUUUUCAAAUGCGUAAUGUUCGGCAACAUGGUAGUACAGAUUUUUUGAAAAGUGAACAAUGUUAUGAAUUUGUUCAGCUUUAUAAUACUCUAUACAAUUGUGUUAGCCCCACACCAUGA